Heteronotia binoei (common prickly gecko) is the source of this 2597-nucleotide messenger RNA. Its product is annotated as cholesterol 24-hydroxylase-like. NCBI's taxonomy places the organism in Eukaryota, Metazoa, Chordata, Lepidosauria, Squamata, Gekkonidae. The record is from RefSeq and is a predicted model, not a curated record. The transcript is spliced from 15 exons. Gene Ontology annotation, molecular function: heme binding; iron ion binding; cholesterol 24-hydroxylase activity. Gene Ontology annotation, biological process: cholesterol catabolic process. Bases 2 to 1513 code for a protein of 503 amino acids.
UAUGGAAGCGCUGGAGGCGACCUGGGGCUUGCUGCGCCUCUUGCUGGCCGUGGCCCUUCUGGCCUUCGGCCUCUAUUGCUGCUACCUCAAAUACGUCCACCUGAAAUACGAUUACAUCCCCAGCGCCCCAAGGGAAAGCUUUUUCUUUGGUCAUCUGCCAAUCAUUUGGAGAAUGCUUAAAAAUAAGGAACUGGUUCAUGAUCUCUUUCUGCAAUGGGCUGACGAGUAUGGACCAGUUAUUCGUUUGAAUUUCUUCCACAGAAUCACACUAUUGGUAUUAAGUCCUGAAGGAGUAAAGGAGUAUCUGACGUUGCCACAAUACCCAAAGGACCGAAUUGUGUAUGGUCGUCUUUACAAUAUGUUUGGUGUAAGAUUUUUAGGGAAUGGCUUGGUAACAGAUCGUGACUAUAACCACUGGCACAAGCAGCGGAAAAUCAUGGAUCCAGCUUUCAGCCGAAGUUACCUGAUUGGCUUGAUGGAAACCUUCAAUGACAAAGCAGAGGAACUUAUGAAGGUGUUGGAAGAGAAAGCUGAUGGAGAGACAGAAGUAGAUAUGAUGAACCUGCUGAGACGGGUGACUCUUGACAUCAUUGCAAAGGUGGCAUUUGGCUUGGAACUGAACACCCUCAACGAUGACCUGGCACCUUUUCCACAUGCUAUGUCUCUGAUCUCACAAGGAAUGACUGAGUCGCGCAAACCUUUUUUCAAGUACAUCCCAAGAAACAGAAAAGUGGUGAAAGAGAUUCAAGAAAAUGUGCAACUGUUACGUCGUACUGGGAAGGACUGUAUCGAGCGGAGGUGCAAGGCUAUUCAGAAUGGAGAGGAGACCCCCCUGGAUAUUCUCACGCAGAUCUUGAAGAAUGCAGCGCAAGAGGGGGAUUGCGAUUAUGAGAGCAUGCUGGACAACUUUGUCACCUUCUUCUUUGCCGGUCACGACACCACUGCAAGUCAGUUGGCUUUCUCAAUCAUGGAGCUGGGCCGGCAACCAGAAGUAAUGGCGAAACUUCUGGCUGAAGUGGAUGCGGUUGUUGGUGUAAAGAGAGAUAUUAGUUAUGAAGAUCUGGGGAACCUCCAGUACUUAUCGCAGGUCCUCAAAGAAGUCCUGCGAUUGUACCCACCAGUUCCAGGCACCAUACGCUGGACAGGAAAGGAAGGCGUCGUAGAAGGGGUCAGAAUUCCAGCAAAAACCACUGUAAUUUUCAACACAUAUAUCAUGGGACGCAUGGAAAGGUUUUUCAAGGACCCACUGAUUUUCGAUCCUGACCGAUUUGGCAAAGAUCAACCCAAGCCCUACUAUUCCUAUUUCCCAUUUUCCUUGGGGCCUCGUUCCUGCAUUGGGCAGAUAUUUUCACAGAUGGAGGCUAAAGUGGUGAUGGCCAAAUUUCUGCAGAGGUUUGAAUUCCAGCUGGUGCCCCCACAGAGCUUUAAAGUUAUGGACACGGGGACCUUCAGACCUUUAGAUGGCCUGGUCUGCAGAUUGAGACCACGCAACCCUCUCGCUUUUGAAGAUUAGGCAGAACAACCUCCGUUUGGUUGUGGAAUUGCUACUGGACCGUGGUGAAAUGCAUUUCAUAGAGGAAUCAGGAUUGAAACUUCUCAUUCUGGAGUUUGACCAAGGAUUUUACCGUCUGCCAUAUGCUUUAAAUUUUAAGGUGUACUGCAGUGUCGUCUCAAGCAGUCUUUUGGCAUACUAAAAGUCAGUGGGCUUAAAAGGGUGUAACUCUGCUCAGGAUUGUCCUGCAGGGUGGAAAGGGUUGACGUCACUGGAAAGAAUCAACAAAGUGGGUCCCAAGUGAUUCUGCAAAACUGCGUGUUGCUGAAAGACAGCUCUGAUUUGUUGUUCAGACCUGACUUUUCAUUUAGCCCUGUGUUAGAAUAAUCACAGAUGAGAGCCUGCAAGGACCUUUUCCCACUAUUUCCUCUUUCCCUUUCCUGACCGCCCUAUGGCUUCUCCACUUUUCCUGCUUCCUUCUCUCCUUCUAAGUUUGCUAAUCUCUUGGAAUCACAGUGGGUCACCUUCUGUCUUCUCAUGCAGCCUCUAGGACUGCAUUUACAAAGGCCAGGCACAAAACUUUUUUCCUCCUAGAGGGUUUCUUUCCCUCAGUUCCUUUUUUGCUGCCAUUCCUUUGCUGCCAGUUCCUUUCUACUGCAUUUGUCAUUAUUGUGGCUGGAAGAAGACUCCUUUUUGUCCAUCGAGGGCUCGUUUUGCUCUCCUUUGGGAGUCCAUUUCAAGAGGGUACAAGCUCCAUCUACCUGCCUGAGCUCUUCCUGUUUGUUGGGCUUGUCGUCCCUCGUCAUGGCAUCCAAGACACUGUUUGAGAAAUGUGGAACAAAAACUAUGCACAACGACAAGCUUGAAUUCUGCCUUCUGUGCUCAGGAGAAGCCCACAAUGCAUCCUAAUUAUCAUGGAUGUCAACAGGGCAGGCUUGGCAGGAUUCGAUACUCAGUUUACACAGCAAAUGCAUCCUAAACUUGUUCAAUUUUCCAGCGCUUUACCCCUAGGAGUUGGUCAGAUAAGGCUUCUUGGCUAUAAGCUGCACCUUGGGAGAAGGCUUUGUCCUCCUCGGUUCCUUCAAAGUGACUCCAAGUUUGGGCC